AUGAGGUUCCAAUGGACAUUCACCACUUCCGUGCUCGCGGUGCUUACGGCUCUCGUGGUAGCUCAAAAUUCCUCCAUCAAAGUGAUUGACUUGAGUGUCAAUGGACGUUAUGACCAAAUUCUGGAUCUCGAAGACCUUCAUCCGACUCUCGCGUGGCGGUUGAUUCAGACAAAGGACUGCGCCGAGAUGACCUGCCCUGGUGAUCGGCAAACUGCUUUUGAAGUGCAGGUGGCUGCAUCUGCUCGUGAUCUGGAGACAGGACAUCUGUGUUGGCGAAGCGAUACACGUCAAGGUGGAUCUCAAUCCGUUCGCUUUGAGGGCAAACUCGCGUCUCGUGAUACGCUGGUCUGGCGCGUGAGAGUUUGGGAUGCGUAUGGACAACGCUCGGCUUGGUCAGAGAUUGCGUCCUGGUCUGUCGGCCUGCUGCACAAGUCUGACUGGCAUGAGGCUAAAUGGAUCGAUUACCCUGACCGUACGGAAAACCAACCCCUCCCUUUAUUCAUCCGUCAAUUCGAACUUGCCGAAAAUAAAACUAUCCUGGGCGCCCGUUUGUACUUAUCCGGAGUUGGAAUGCAUUACGCUACCGUGAAUGGCGAGACCAUCACUGACGAGGUUCUCGCCCCGGGCUACUCCAACUACCAACUGUCCAGCGAGUACCGUACGUACGAUGUCAGACGAGUGCUAAAGCCUGGUAUAAACACUGUCGGGGUGAAACUGGGCAAUGGACCUGCCUAUGUUCGUCGGAGCGUAAGGAGCCCUGGCGUGGGCCGCACUGCACCUUACGCCUGGUGGCAAAGCCAGUUGAAGGGCAACGGAACCCUUGUUGAAGGAACAGCAAUUGGCGAUACGAGCGUGCGAUUGACUAAUGUCAGUGGAUACCACCUACAAGGCAGCAUCAACAUUGAUACUGGCAGUGGUGGUGACAGACUGGAGUCACGUGUGAUAACUGCUAUCGACCAAAAUCAAACCACAAUCAACUUUACUCCCGGCUUGCAGCUGUCCCAUUCUGCUGGAGUAAAGGUGACCGGUUCCGGAAAUAAUAUUGCGGCUAGUGAUCCGUCUGCUGGUGCUGCAGUUACCCCACGUCUGAUCGGACGCCUUGAGAUAAAAUAUGAAGACAACAGUAUCGAUACCAUUGUCACUGAUCGCUCGUGGCGUACCAAGCUUGGCCCUUUGAUUACUGACGCAUGGUAUUCGGGUUCCGAUUUCGAUGCUCGUCGUGAAGACCAGGACUGGGAUCGAUCCGGCACUCGACUGAACUCGUCUGAUUGGAUUGCGGCUGGUAUCGCACCCCCACCCAAUCUGGCAACCAAACUUGUGGCCAGAGCGGCCGAACCGGUUAAGGUCGUUGAGUACUUCAGACCGGUCUCACUCACCAACCCUGCCAAUGGGACCUGGGUUUUCGACCUUGGCCAAAACAUUGCCGGCUGGCCCAUUCUCAAGCUCCCACAAAUACCGGCGGGUACGGUCAUCAAAAUGACACCUGCCGAAUCCCUCAACGCCAAUGGCACCGUUAAUCAGCAGUCGAUUGGCGUUGGUAGUCGUGGCACGGACGUCUUCAAUACGUACACAACUGCAGGCCGUGCUGCUGGCGAGACUUGGCAUCCUGACUUUAACUAUUUUGCCAUGCAGUGGAUUCAAGUGACUGGCUUACCAGAUGGUUUCCGUCCAAGCAUCGACAUGAUAACUGGCGCUCGCGUACAAGCAGCCGUUCCUGUGGCUGGGACCUUCACUUCUUCAGAUGCUCGUCUAAAUCGGAUUCACAGCAUGUCAAGAUAUUCGUUCUUGAGUAACGUCAUCUCCGUAUUCACGGAUUGCCCGGGGCGUGAGAAGCUCUCUUACCCAGCUGAUUACACGAUGCCUAUGGGCGCCAUAUAUCGCAACGUCCACAUCGACGCUUUCCUACGUACCAACAUGCGACAUUUGGUUGAGGCACAGUCGAUUGCAAAUACGUCCAUGGCCGGAAACGUUGCUUUGAAAGCGCCUGUGUAUGAUUGGGGUUAUAGCGGUCGAUUCGGAGACGAGAUCAACUGGGGUAAUAGCAUUGUUCUCGUGCCAUCCUUUCUGUACGAUCUGUACGGGGACACGACGGUUAUGACCACCUACUAUGACCAGAUGAUCAACUUUGUCAAGUAUCUACAGCGCGAAAAGGUGCAAGACCACAUCGUCGAUGCUGCACUAGCCGAUUGGGUCGAAGAUGAUGCAAGGACAUCUAGUCGGAUUACCGGUACCUGGGGUUACUACCUAACCAUCACCGCAAUGGCACGUAUGGCAAAUCUUACCGGACACGUCAGUGAUUCGGCCCACUACAGCGGUCUAGCCUCGGAAAUUCGUAAUGCAUUCAAUGCAGCCUUCUACAACAACGCUACUGGACGCUACACUAAUCUCGGUAAUAAUUCUACCGUCAACGCCACGCAAGCGGCGCAGGCGCUCGCACUGGACGCCGGGCUUGUACCAGAAGCAAACCGGGAACAAGUUUUGAACGCGCUGGUCGAUCUCACGUACCAAUAUCCUUCAAAGGAUGGACAGGGCCCACACCUGAGUGGCGGCACCAUUGGUAUGGGACCUAUAGUACGAGCACUCUCUGUUGGAGGCCGAGAUGAUGUGCUCUGGCAGGCUGUACAGCAGAAUGAUCAACCAAGCUAUGGUUAUUUCAUGGCUUCAACUGUGGCCAAUCCGCAAGGUUUUACCACUAUGGGCGAGCGAUGGGACCGGAAUGAUUCUAAAAACCACAUGAUCCUCGCUCAGAUCGACGAGUGGCUCCAUGCCAGUGUCGCUGGCAUUCGACCAACAUCCAUGAGCACCAUCACGGAUAUCUGGGAGGACCGUCUCGUGAUUCAUCCAAGACCCGUUGGCGACCUCGAGAGCGCUGCAGGAACUUAUCAGACUGUUUGGGGAGAGGCCCGAAGCCAAUGGAACAGAACCGCCGAAGGUGUAUUCACGUUGAAAGUGACAGUCCCAGCUAACACUAUGGCCGAGGUACGCUUGCCUGCGGGCACUAAUGUCAAGGCUUCGCACCGUGCCCGAUUUGUCGAAACCGAUACCGAAACCGAGAACGUGUCCGCAGUAUAUAGUGUUCCGUCCGGCACGCACGUUUUUAGCACCCUUAUGCGUCCCGCUGACACUUCACACCUGGUCUGAUAGCUUUCAGGAGGCACUAUCCCG
Messenger RNA from Boeremia exigua, 3165 nucleotides. Its product is annotated as putative alpha-L-rhamnosidase. The transcript is spliced from 2 exons. Lineage: Eukaryota; Fungi; Ascomycota; Dothideomycetes; Pleosporales; Didymellaceae. The coding region runs from base 1 to 3141 and encodes 1046 amino acids. The record is from RefSeq and is a predicted model, not a curated record. Gene Ontology annotation, biological process: carbohydrate metabolic process.